Molecule: messenger RNA, 786 nt
Organism: Amphibalanus amphitrite
Lineage: Eukaryota; Metazoa; Arthropoda; Thecostraca; Balanomorpha; Balanidae
Product: stomatin-like protein 1
Exons: 4
Cellular component (GO): plasma membrane
Source: RefSeq, a predicted model, not a curated record
AAUGACUGUUUAUUUCAGAGCUCCAAAGAGAACCAUGGACAAGGUUGAAUAUACAGCUGUACCAGUGGAUGAUAAUGAAGUGUCCCUGAAACAGACAGUUAAUUAUGAUUCACCUUUUAGAUACGAAUCAGCAUUUGAUUAUCGCUCAGUUGCCAAGUUUAAUAAAGCUUCUUUUCCAUCAAAAUCCUAUUUUACAUUUUCCAAGCAAGCAAACCAUGCACAAGAAAAUGCUGCCGCGGACGCCGACUGUCUGACGCGGCUCGUCUCCGGCCUGCUGCUGUUCGUCGUAUUCUCACUGACGGUGCUCACGCUGCCCGUGAGCGGCUGGUGGACGGUGCGCCGGCUCUCGCAGUGGCAGCGGCUGGUGGUGUUCCGUCUGGGGAAGGUGCUGCCGGCGCGCGGGCCCGGCUGGGCGCUGGUGCUGCCUGGUAUUGACACCACGCAGGUGGUGGAUCUGCGCAACAGAAGCAUCCUGGUCCCGCCGCAGCAGGUACGGGACAGUAGCAGCCUGGUGCCGCUGCAGCAGCUGCUAACGAGUGACGGCGCGGUGGCCGAGCUUGGUGCCGAGGUGCUGUACCGGGUCUGUGACGCGCACACGUUCGUCGGCUCCUGUGUGGACCCGCAGGCCUCGCUGCGGUCGCUGUGUCGCAGUGUUCUGGUCAAUACACUGGCCUCUCAGGAGUUGGCCGCGAUAACUAGGAAGGCCCCGGAGACGGAGGAAGCCGUCCUUCUCUCCAUCAAUAGCACCCUGAAAGACUGGGGCAUGGAGGCAUCAUCAGUCAAAUU